AUGUUGAACCAUCCCCUUCAAGAGAACCUCAUCCCAGCGGCGACUCUCAGGAAUCUCAGCGAUCGGGUAUAUGAGAAGAGGAAGGCGGCAGCUCUCGAGAUCGAGAAUCUCGUCAAGGAGCGCAUGGAGAGUCCGUUGGGGGGGCGGCAAGACAUUGAGAGGAUCCUCACCGUCCUCGGCAACGACUAUGCGCUGUCCAGCCAGGCAAACCUCCGCAAGGGAGGUCUGAUCGGGAUGGCAGCAGCGGCGCUCGGGCUGGGAGCAGAUGCAUGGAGGUGGUUGACCUUGUUGCUACCCCCCAUCCUCAACUGCUUCAUGGAUCAAGACAGCCGUGUCAGAUAUUACGCCUGCGAGGCCUUGUACAACGUGGCCAAAGUGACCAAGACGAGGAUCUUGAAUCAUUUCAAUCAAGUCUUCCGAGGGCUGUGCCAGCUGUGUGCAGACGCUGAUCAAGGGGUGAAGAACGGGUCGCAGCUUCUUGACCAACUCCUCAAGGACAUCAUCGCAGAAAGCACCUCCUGGAACAUCUCGGAAUUCAUCCCGGUCUUGAAAGAGCACCUGGAGCACACGGGCAGCUACGUGCGGCACUUCCUCCUCGGUUGGAUCGCAACGCUGCAGUCCAUCCCUCAUUUCGAGAUCCAUAAGUACCUCUCUGAGAUUCUCUAUGGUGUAAUCAUUAUGUUGGAUGAUGACAACAAAGAGAUCAGACAGCAGGCCGAUAGUGUAUUGUCGCACUUGCUGCGAACUUUGCAGUCUUCAGAAGAUAUCAAUUACAAUCAUAUCAUGCCUGUUCUUGUAAGAUGCGCCACGUUGUCUCCACCGAAAGAAUACGGAAUGAAGGCGAACGAGUCAAGUGCGUCGUUGGAUCAAUACUCAAAGAAUGAAGACCUGGUCAACCGAGUCGCUUUGAUGUGGAUCGUGCAGCUCAUGGAGAAAGGAAAGAAGAGGAUUCUUCCCUUUACCGGCGAGCUUGUUCGGAUGCUGCUGAUGGCGGAGGAGAGCAGCGACAAGGUCAGGGAGUUGUCGAGCGAGAUCGACGACGCUCUCCGGCAGCUGCUGGAGGAGGAACAGAGAAGAAUUGAGAGCCCCAAAGCAACCUCUGGACCGACUGUUGAGGUCGGGGGAGGAUUUGACAUCGUGGAAGUUGCGAGUGCUGUGAUAGCAUAUCUGAAAGCUCCGCUGGUGGGCAGCAGGCUGAAGGCCCUGUCGUGGUUCGAUCUGCUCGUCGACAUGAUGGAGACUUGCCGGGCUGACCUCAGGACCAACCUGCUCGCUGCUCUGAUUCACGCGCUGCACGAUGAAGAGUCCGAGGUGGUUUCCAAGUCCCUGAGGAUCCUGCGGAAGCUGUCCAACAAGGGAUGGGGAGAUGUGCUGCCCAUGAUUGUCAACGCCAUGAUCCAGUUCUUUCAGUCAGAUCCCGCCAUUCUUCAGGAGAGGAGCGGAAAGAUACUGAGAGAGCUUUCCGUCAUCUUGGACUCUGAAAGCGUGUACCUGGAGUUCGCCAAGGCGCUGGACGGGAAGGAGGACGACCUGGGCUCGAGGAUCAUCGUUGAGAAAUUGACCAUCAUCCUGCUAUCAGUACCCGAGCUCUCUCCCUUCAGGAACAAACUCAUCGGUUCGAAGCCCAAACUGCUCUCGCAACAGAAUCUCAGCAUCGAGAACGAGCAAGGUCGGGCCCUGGCGUCCCGCGCUGAAGGAGAGUUGGAUCUCUUUGCUUCCCUCCUUCCAACCUGGAUGCACGUACCGGCAUGCGCUCUUGCUCUCAGCCUGCUGGCUGGCAAGUACGAGCAGUCGUACGAGCUGGUUGUGGAGAUGGGGGAUAGGAUGCGAGACCUUCCUGGGGAAGAGACCAUCUCCAUCCUCAUCCAGUUGGAUCAGCUUGUGCAGCUCAUAGAAUCCCCGGUGUUUGCUCCCAUGAGGAUGCAGCUGCUCGAACCGGCCGAGCACCCGUACCUGAUCAAGACCAUGUUCGGGAUCCUGAUGCUCCUGCCUCAGAGCGAGGCCUUCGACAUCCUACGAAAGCGUCUCAAGAGUGUGCCAGCCCUGGCGAUGCUGGCGUUGUACAGACCGAAGUGA
Guillardia theta CCMP2712 is the source of this 2076-nucleotide messenger RNA. RefSeq lists its product as hypothetical. Gene Ontology annotation, cellular component: PAS complex; endosome membrane. NCBI's taxonomy places the organism in Eukaryota, Cryptophyceae, Pyrenomonadales, Geminigeraceae. Gene Ontology annotation, biological process: positive regulation of kinase activity; phosphatidylinositol biosynthetic process. Bases 1 to 2076 code for a protein of 691 amino acids. The record is from RefSeq and is a predicted model, not a curated record. The transcript is spliced from 19 exons.